GUAAUUCUUGUUUAAAUACACUUCAUUUCCUCACACAGAUACCAACAUUCUUACAAUGAAAAACCACAGUUUUGAACAUGAUUGCAAGAGAAUCCAUGAUUCCAUGGGGGAUUUGAGUCAGAUGAUCCCAUCUCUGAGUUGUAGAACCCUCCUUGAAAGACAAAAGCUCAAAGAGACCUUCAAGGCAAUGUAUGGAGAGGAGUUGGUAAGUUAUCUUCAAAGGUAUGAAGAUGUGUUUUGUGCUUCCAUGAACUGUUCUGCCUUGUCCUUGUGGAUGCUUGACCCACAUGACAGAGAUGCUGUUGUGGUUAGAGAGUCUCUUCAGCAAGAUGAUACCGAUUUCAAGGCUCUUGUGGAGAUUUUCGUUUGCAGAAAAUCAAGUCAUGUUCUUCUCAUCACACAGGCCUACCACAGAAUGUUCAGGAGACAGUUGGACCAAGAUAUUAUCAAUCUGGAUCCUCCACACCCGUUUCAAAAGAUUCUGGUGGCAUUGGCUGCAUCGCACAAAGCUCACCAAGUGGAUGUGAACCAUCACAUAUCCAAGUGUGAUGCAAGGAGGCUCUAUGAAACUGGAGAAGGAAGCUUAGGAGCUGCAGAUGAAGCUGUUGUAUUAGAAAUUUUAAGCAAGAGGAGCAUUCCCCAACUGAAGCAAACAUUUCUUAGCUAUAAACACAUUUAUGGACAUGACUACACAAAGUCUAUCAAUAGAGGGAAUUGUGGCCAAUUUGGUAAAGCUCUAAUGCUGGUUGUAAAAUGCAUAUGUAAUCCAGCACACUAUUUUGCAAAGAAACUGUACAGAAGCAUCAAAGGGGAAAGAAAAAGUUUUGCAAGAGCAUUGGUAAGCAGAGCUGAGGUAGACAUAGAUGAGAUCAGAAGGGUUUUCAAGGAAAAGUAUGAUAAGGAACUUGCUGAUGUUAUUUGUGAAGACCUUCCAUCUGGGGACUACAGAGACUUUCUAGUUGCUUUGGCUACAAGGUCAUGCUACAUAUGAUCUUAACUUGUAUAAUCUUUCACAAUAGUAUAAAUCAUAUCACCUUUUCUAGUUUC
Messenger RNA from Vigna angularis (adzuki bean), 1047 nucleotides. RefSeq lists its product as uncharacterized. The record is from RefSeq and is a predicted model, not a curated record. Gene Ontology annotation, molecular function: calcium ion binding; calcium-dependent phospholipid binding. The coding region runs from base 56 to 991 and encodes 311 amino acids. Gene Ontology annotation, cellular component: cytoplasm. Lineage: Eukaryota; Viridiplantae; Streptophyta; Magnoliopsida; Fabales; Fabaceae. The transcript is spliced from 4 exons.